Molecule: messenger RNA, 702 nt
Organism: Lucilia cuprina (Australian sheep blowfly)
Lineage: Eukaryota; Metazoa; Arthropoda; Insecta; Diptera; Calliphoridae
Exons: 4
Coding region: 117-644 (175 amino acids)
Source: RefSeq, a predicted model, not a curated record
GCUGGCUAGCAAUAUUAGUUUGUUGAAAAAUAUUGAUCUGUGAAAACGUUGGAAGCGAAAAAUUAUUUAUAAAUAAAAAGUAUUUAAUAUCAAUAACUAAAUCGGAAAGUUUAAAAAUGAAACUUGAUAAUCUGUCUAAACACGGGAUACUAACCGCAAGUUUAAUUAUAAUAUUUUUAACGGUGUUGACAGUUUUGGCGGCAAAUAAAAUACAUGAAAUUAAUUACUUAACAUACAUGUUUAAGGAUUUCAAUGAAUAUGAGCAAAAUCCCCCACCUUCACUAGAUGUUCCAAUUGCUGUUAUUGUUAUAUCAUUGAUUAUGAUUAUUAUAACUGGACUAAUGAUUUUGGGAAUUAUUAAGCAACGUCUAUUAUUUAUAGCACCCUGGUUGAUUAUUUUCAGUUUUAGUAUCAUUGGUGAAAUUAUAUUCUUUGUACAUCAGUUAAUAAGUUACUUUUCUCUUGAAUUAUUACUAUAUAUCUUAUGUAUAAUUGGCAUACAAAUAUUGAUAUUCUCACCAGUUGCAUUUUUAUUCCACGACAUACGUUGUAAAAAUCGAGAAAAACAUUUCUUUGAGACGAAUCUGAAACAAGAAGUUCAAACAAUUUAUUCGGAUCCAACUGCACCAAAAAUCUAUGAUUAAAUCAAAAUCUACGUUUUUUAAGAGAAAAAAAUAAUAAAUUGAAUCUAAGUAAUAAAGA